This is a messenger RNA of Diprion similis, 4548 nucleotides long. RefSeq names its product RING finger protein nhl-1 (gene tn). Gene Ontology annotation, molecular function: protein binding; ubiquitin protein ligase activity; translation repressor activity. Lineage: Eukaryota; Metazoa; Arthropoda; Insecta; Hymenoptera; Diprionidae. Gene Ontology annotation, biological process: protein polyubiquitination; proteasome-mediated ubiquitin-dependent protein catabolic process; negative regulation of translation. The coding region runs from base 222 to 4418 and encodes 1398 amino acids. The record is from RefSeq and is a predicted model, not a curated record. The transcript is spliced from 12 exons.
ACCGGCCAGUAGUGCCAAGUAACCAUUCCACCAAACGUGUACCUACAACCCCAGGAUUUCCUCUCCGCAAAGCUCUGCCGCCCACCUGCAACCCCCAAGGAUUUCCACAAGCCUCCAGGAUCACCGUCCGAAUUUUCCCGCCGAUGAGAAAGCUCGCGCAGUGAGAAACGCAAGGCUGCACCGAUUUUCUCCGAGUUCGGAUCGGCGUCAAAGGCGAAAGCAUGGAGCAGUUCGAGCAGCUGCUAACGUGCGCGAUAUGCCUGGACCGGUACAGAAAUCCAAAGCUGCUGCCAUGCCAGCACAGUUUUUGCAUGGAACCCUGCAUGGAUGGGCUGGUCGACUACGUUCGCCGACAGGUGAAAUGCCCGGAGUGCCGAGCAGAGCAUCGCAUCCCUUACCAGGGUGUUCAAGCCUUCCCCACGAACGUGACGCUCCAGCGAUUUCUCGAGCUGCACAUCGAGAUUACAGGCGAACUUCCGGAUCCAACGAGUGGUCAAACGAUGGAAAGAUGCGGUGUCUGUUCCGAGAAAAGUUACUGCUCUCAUUGCGUUCACUGCGAUAAAAAAUGCUGCUCCGAAUGCAAGGACGCCCACAUGGACAUCUUGAGGCGUGAAAUAACUCGCAUUAACUCACAGGUGCGGAGGGGCCUGCAUAGACUCCAGGACGCCCUGGCCCUCGUCGAGAAGAACACCCUUGGUCUCCAGACAAACUGCACAUCCGUUUCGGAGGAGAUAGACGAGUUCUAUCGACGUCUCACCAAGGCGCUAAAGGACCGCACCGACUACCUGAGAAACGAGGUGGACCGCUACCUGGGCACAGAGCUCAGAGGGCUCGUCCACCUCAAGGAGAAUCUCGAGCUUGAAAUUGCGAACAUUCAGAGCAAUUGCGACCUCGCUGAUGCCCACAUAAACGAAAACGUCCCGUGGGAUGACGCUGAGCUGCUUGACACCAAGGAACUCUUUCUACGCACUGUCGAGUUCAUCAGAAACUUCGAGUAUGAAGCAGGAGACUACAGCCGAAGAGUGCGCUUCAUGCUGCCUCACGAACCAAACCAGAUGGUUUUGCACCUCGCCGGUUACGGAGAAUUGAACAUCAAGCCUGAGACCGGAAGCGGCAACAUGCUGGGAGGAUCCGGAGGCCUUGCGCCUCCUGGAGGACCUCAGGGUCUGAUGAGGAGUAAAAGCGACCAUCGCCUCGCCUCCCAGUAUCGCCAACAAGAGGAUGACCGCUCCACGAGAAACCGCUACGUUCCCGAUUACGAGUACGAAACGCCAGACUACGAGCCACCCCGAAACAAAUCUCGGUACAGGAGUCGAUUCAUGCGUCAACGAGACGGAGAGGAUUCCGACGGAGAUUCGAGGGCCGUCAGGUUCACCGGAUCGCAACCGGAUUCGACGACGGGGGCAGUGCCAACCCGAGAGAAGGUCCUGGACACGGAAGAUGCUGGAAAAGGACCACUGUCGGGUAUUUUCCGGCUUACAGACUCGCCCCGUGUAAUGCUCAAGCUGCAGGAAUGCGAGCGCGUUGGGAAGAAGAAGAAGGAAGAAGUUCCCGCCGCCGCGCAACCCGCGCAGCCUCCGAAACCUCAGGUCCAAGUGAGGAAGGCGCCACCCGCUGCUGCCGCAAGGCAAGUAAGCGAGGACGACGAGAUAUCGAGGAUCAAAAAGCAGAACAAAAACGCACCGUCUUCGUCGGAAACGGCUUUGGAAGAAGCCCAUCCGCCUAUUUCCAUCAACGUUCCGACAACACCUCACUCGAGGGAACCGGUGGAACGCGAACCUGAGGAACCGCUUAGGAGAACUUCGGCUGCUAGAAGAACGUCAGCGCAGGAUGCGCAUCCGCCCGCAACUCGAAGCGCUUCCUCCGACUCGAGCACCGGUUCAGAAAGCUCGACGGGUUCCGGUAUCCGAAGCACAGGUGCUCCGUUUACAGCAGAAGAGAUGAAGCAGAAGUACUUGUCUCGAGCACCUGCGACUGGAACGACGACGACUGUAUCGGCAUCGGCAAAUCCGCCGGUGAACAGCCCCCGAGAGGCGGCGGCUCCGACGAUGACAACGACGACGACGACAACGCCGCAGAGACCGUUUCAGAGUCGUUUUUUAGGCGGAGGUAACCGUGCCGCUCCGGCACCGCCACCUCCGAGGGAAGAACCGGCAAAGAAAGAGGAGGAGGAGGAAGAGGAGACGACGAGCUCCUCCGAGGAGACUGACUCUGAAACGGAGGAGGAAUCUGAGACGGAAAAUCCAUCGACACCCACCCAGAGCUCGGCACCAUCCUCCAGUCAGAAGACCCCCGGUGAAUCAGCCAUGGCGAGGACCGACAUCGGCCCUCUUCUGGCUCGCAGUGCUGAAGCCCGACGAGGAAGCAAGGAGGAAUCGCCUUCCACCAGGUACACGUCGUCAAGGGGAAGUCCCGCCCAAUCAACAACGACAACAUCAUCGUCGACGCCGACCUCGAGCGCGACCUCUGGCGGCUACACCAGCAGGUUCGUAGCAAACGAUGACAUUCACCACUUCAAUUAUUGUACCAAUAACACCCUCGACGAUAUCGUUGAAUGCGAGCCCGACGAGGUAGGCGACGACUCGCCGCCCUCAAUUAACGACGGCGAUAAAUCGAACUCAGAUAAUAAUAAUGUUACUACUACAUACGUAAACAGUUCGCUAGUAAACGUUAGUGAAAAUAAAUCGAGUGGCGAAAACGAGGAACAGCAGCUGGCGAUCGCAGCCGCGGCACGAUUAAGUAACGGCCUCGAAACGGUCCCAACCGAUCCGAUCGCGUCCUCGAUCGGUUCCUCUUCCCCCGUGAUUAGAGGCGCUGCCGUCGCUUCGCCCGACCCGAAGAGUCGCCUCGUUCGCCGCGACACCGUCGGUGAAAACGAGUUCGACUCGAACGGAUGGCGCGUGGAUUCCCCGGAGCCAAAAAACCGCCCCCCUAUUUCCGACGCGAGUGACGUCACGCCGACGAACGCCGAAGACGAGAAAGCUUCGUCCGAUCGGCACCAAGGACGAGCGAUCGCUUUCAAGAAGCGUGAAAAGUCACCAACCCUGGGUAGCAAUGGAUGGCUGAUCGACAGCUCCGACGCCGAGGAAGUCAACGUGAAUUCCCGCGACCCGGAACCGACCUCAGAAGUUUGGAGGAAGAGCACGGAGUCCGAAGGCAACGAUUCGCGAGAUUCGGGGGGCGAAGAAUCCGCCGAGAAGAGUGAACCGGAAGUCGAGGAGCUAGACGAUGCCUUGGGAAAAGGGGAGAACGAUGACAAGAAUAACAACAACAGCAACAACAAUAACAAGGCGGACAACGUGUCGAUGAUGAACGAACGAAACGAUCCCGAAGACGACGAGGAGGAAGAGAACCGAUUGACGUCGAGCGAAAGUUCGUCGGAUGAGGAGGGAUCGACGAACUCGGUCGUAAACUCCGAGGGUAAUGUCGCAGCCGGAGUAGCGCCGAUUGACGCGAAGAUCGAAGUUGGUCCGAGUGAUUAUGUGGUUUUGGAAAAUGUGAAAGGGGACUUGAAAAUGAGGGACGAUGAAGAGCUAGAUAACAGUGACGGGAGUACGAAAGACUCGAGCGCAGGAGAUAAAUUGGCGUCUGUAGGGGAAAAAGAAUGUUGCGAAAUUGAGGAAACGUUAGAGACUGAAUUAUCGACGGUCGAUAAGAGCCACGAUAAGAAUGACGAGGCUGACGAGUCGACGGCCGGCAAAUGCGGCUCUAAUGAUAACGAUAACGAGGGCGUAACGAAGAUCGCUAAAUAUCGUUAUGGGGAAAAUGCGCCCGAAUCGAACGAUGCCGGGGCCGAUGGCGGCGAGUUAUUGAUAGGCGCAGCAGCUGUCGUAAAAAACGAUUCCUUGAAACCGAACGUUCAAACUUCGGGGGCAAACCAAUCCGUUAAGUCUGACAAAAGUGACGAAAGUCUAGACCUAGGUUCCUCAACAAGAGCAGAAGCCAGGCGGCCGUGGCGGCAGCGCGUGAACCGGAUCCGGAGCCCGAGCCCCUCUCGACGAUGUCGCGUUACGCGGCCCUCAAGGAACGCAGACAGCGUUUGGCGCGCUCGAGAAGCUCCCACAACUUCGGGGGCGACGACCUGGACCUGGACGACGACCCGCCCUCGCCCACAACCCAGUCGCCCAACGCCUACCUGGCGGCCAAGUACGGGGUCGGUAGCGAGCUGGCGCGGAGUCGCAGCACGCACGCCCUCAAGUCCAGGGAACCGAGUCCCGACCGGGAUCACAGGGACCGGGAUCGGGAUCGGGACCGCGACCGCGGAGCCACGGAGAAGGACGGCGCUGCCCUUAGUUCCUGGGCUCGCUACCUCAAGAACAAGUACGGAAAUCGCACCACCAAGGACAAGGAACCACCUUCCGCCUCUGCAGCGGCCGCCUCUUCGAGUGCGAGUGCCGCCUCGCGAAGGCUUUCGCUAGGGUUGCCACUUAGACACACCGGCCAGACCUCAUUCGAAUCUUCUGACGACGACCAAAAAAACCCGUCAGGCUCCCCCACAUCCCCUACAGCAGCUCCCGCUAUUCACGCGGCAGCAGGUUCCUCCACUAG